This is a messenger RNA of Penicillium canariense, 1182 nucleotides long. Its product is annotated as GTR/RAG family Ras-related GTP-binding protein. The transcript has 4 exons. Lineage: Eukaryota; Fungi; Ascomycota; Eurotiomycetes; Eurotiales; Aspergillaceae. Gene Ontology annotation, biological process: regulation of autophagy; positive regulation of TOR signaling; cellular response to starvation. Gene Ontology annotation, cellular component: nucleus; Gtr1-Gtr2 GTPase complex; fungal-type vacuole membrane. Gene Ontology annotation, molecular function: GTPase activity; GTP binding. The record is from RefSeq and is a predicted model, not a curated record. Bases 1 to 1182 code for a protein of 393 amino acids.
AUGGCUUUCCCGCAUGUCCGCAGAGCCCGGUCCAUGGAGCUGGACAAGAAGGAUCGGCUGUCAAACCCCUUUCAUCUGCGUCACAGCAACUCCACUAAAUCCGUCAAGACCUGUGCCCAGCUAAGCCUUGAGGAUAUCUUACAGGGAACCACCAAUGCUGCGGUCUCGGCGCAGGCGAGAGCGCUCCUGGAGCCCAGCGUCAAACCUCGUGAUGCUAAACCACGUCUACUCCUCAUGGGACUUCGCCGGAGUGGCAAGUCAUCCAUUGCCAGUGUGGUCUUCCACAAGAUGCCACCAAAUGAAACUCUCUUCCUCGAAUCCACCACACGCAUUCAGAAAGACUCGAUCCACUCUUUCAUGGAUUUCCAAGUGUGGGACUUCCCCGGGCAGCUUGAAUACCUUGAGCCAUCUUUUGACCUCGAAGAUAUUUUCGGGAGCCUGGGCGCACUGGUGUGGGUGAUCGAUGCCCAAGAUGAUUACCUCGACUCAGUAGCCCGUCUGAACCGCACGAUCCUGACCGUCCAACAGUAUUACCCUGGAAUUAACGUCGAGGUUUUCAUUCAUAAGGUUGAUGGACUCUCUGAUGAAUACAGGACGGACGCAUAUCAGGAUAUCAUUCAGCGGAUCACCGAUGAGCUUAAUGACGCCGGGUAUGAGAACGCGCCCGUACAUUUCUACCUCACCUCCAUCUACGACUACUCCGUUUUCGAAGCCUUCAGCAAGGUCAUCCAGAAGCUUAUUCCCAACCUCUCUACACUCGAGAACCUCAUCACCACCCUGGGAAACAACUGCGGCUUCGAAAAAACCUACCUCUUCGACGUUUUGAGCAAGAUCUACAUUGCCUCAGACACACGCCCCGUCGACAUGGCGUCCUACGAGAUGUGCUCCGACUACAUCGAUGUCAUUGUCGACAUCUCCGAACUGUACUCAUGGGAUCACCCUCUUCGCAAGCACAAAGGUGACCAGGUGCAGGAGGCUGAGAGCCACGUCGUCCUGCACGACGAGACAAUGAUUCAUCUUAUGGAAAUGAAUAAGUAUCUGUGCCUCGUCUCGGUGAUUCGAAACCCGGAGGCCCGGGAGAAAAAGGGCCUCAUCGACAUGAAUUGCCGGACCUUUCAGGAGGCCCUAAACGACGUUUUCUCGCGGAGCUGGGAGCACCCAGAGGACCAUGCGACCAAUUAA